AUGGCGACGGAGCUGUCUGUGGCGCAGGAGCAGCUCGCCGGCAGCAGGGCAGAGUCCACCAGCUUCAUGGAGGAGGUCAUGCGGCUGCGCGAUGUUCUGAACAUCACAACGACCGAGUUGCAGACGCGGCAGCAGCGCGUGGAUGAGCUGGAGCGCGAGAACAGGCAGCUGCGCGCGAGCCAGACGCAGGCCAUGAGCUCAGCCCAGCGCACGGAGGCGUUCGGCCAACUGCGGUCAGCGGUGGGCAGCGGGGGGACGCGCCAUCAAAGCGGCGGUCUCGCCACUCCCGCACUCCCUUCGCGCGUUGGAAGCAAGAGCCGCCGCCCCACACACUCCGCGACGGCGCUGCAGCUCGAUGGUCACCGGUCGCUGCAGCUGCAGCGGCUGUUGCGUACAGAUGUCAUGAACGUAACUGGCGCCAUCGAGGCGUACGUGUGGCACUGUUUCCGUACCGAGGUGGUGCCGCACAUGGAGCUCCUGCACAGCCUGUACAACGGCGNCCGGCUGAUGGCGGUGGAGCCACCCAUCACUCACGCCCAGCUGAGUGCUAUGAAACGGGUGUUGGUUGAGUUUAAAGGAAUGCCUUCAGGAGGCGCAACUGAAAUGCACGGCACUCUGCGUCUCAGCAGUCUCCGCUCGCCCUCGUCGUCAGCGUCGGUGUCGUCUUCUUGGGUCAAUCAGGUGGAGCUGCUGUCAUUCCGAACCGAUGCCUGGCACGCCAACAUUGGUCUGCUGAUGCAAAUGAUACGCAUGCUGUCGAGUGUGCGCCGUGUGGAGCUUUUUGCUGUGAGUGACACGACGGUCAUGCAGCAGCUGGCUGAAACACUCCUCAUGGAGCUCCAUGUGGAGGUGCUCACGCUGCCGGAGGUGUCACUGACGGACGAGGGACUAGCGAUCCUCUUCUCGCUCAUUACGCGACGAGAGCAGCUGGCUACGGGGUGUUCAGUAAAGAUGACAAGUCCUUCAGCAACGACGGAUGAUUUUCCGGCGGACUCGAUGAUGCAGGAAAGCGACGUGCUGUCACCCGCCGACUGUUCGCACACCGCUGUGGAUACGAAUGCAGACACCUCUGCUGUUGCUCCUGAGGCUGCCCCAGCAUCAGCGGGAGUGGCAGUGGUGAAGGAGGACGAGGAGCCGCAGUUCAAAGUGCAGUGCCUGGACCUCAGCCGCUGCACGAUCACCCAUCCAACGACACUGUUCCGAACGUUCCGAGGUCCAACAGUGGAGGUGCUCGUCUUGACGGGGUGCACCACACUGCGUGACGUGCAUGUGCGCGGCAUUCUCGAAGCGUGCCCGAAGCUGCACACGCUCGACCUCUCAGGCGACGAUGGUCUCACGACGGCGUGUGUCACGUACAUCUCUCAGCAUGAGCGGCUGAAGGUGCUGCGGUUGGAGAACUGCCCCGGCAUCAAGCAACUGGAGUUGGCCAAUAUUGAGGUGCUCUUCUCCUCACUCGCGUACGUCGCAAUGCUGCGUGCGCCGGAGCUGCGCCGCCUGCCCGUGCCCCUCACGCACUCCCAUGUUCUUUUUGACUUCUUUGCGCCGAAGCUGACGGAAAUUACGCUGAAGGGCAUCGUCGUGGAUCGCGGCACGCUUGGUGCGUUCAUUCACCGCUCCAAUAGUGAAAAUAAUGGUGAUCGGUGCGUCACACCCAAGUUUCUCAUGGCCAGCGCCAGCGUGUUGUCGGUGGGAACAGCGCAGCAGCAGUCCUGUGACAUGGUGCAGCUUCUCUCAGCUGGUUUUAUUGAUUGCCUUAUCGCUUCAUCAUCGGAGCUAGAGGCAUUUGUAAAGCAGCAAACACACCUGGUGCGGCUCUCCCUCCACGGAUGUAAGGGCGUAGUGGAUGCCCAUCUUGCGCGGCUCCCACUUUCGCUCUUGGAGCUCGACGUGGGUGGUGUGGCCCAGCUGACGGGCAGUAGCAUUGAUGCCAUUGCCACCCGCCUACCGCAACUCAUCAAGCUGAGCCUGAAAAACGCCGGCAAUGCAAUUGGCAACGCCGAGGUACGCCACCUGCAUGGAAUGGCGAGCAUGGAAGUGCUGAACCUACUUGGGCUUCCGCAGUUGCUGCCGGAAACAGUGGCUGGUAUCGUGAUGGCGUUGCCGCGGCUGCGGGUGCUGUACCACGAAACUGCUGUUGUCUCCACGAACCUGCCGACCUCUGUGCUGCGGGUGGAGCGGACGGACGAAGAGGACACCACGCGGCAGGACAUCAACCACUGCGCCAAGGAGCUGCUGCAGCUGCGCAACGAGACCGCGCUGUCCCUCUGGAUGGAGGCGCAGCUGCCGAAACCCGCUACACUGCUUCCCUCGCGCCCAACUACAACAUGCGGCAUUGACGUUGGGGCGCCGAAUCCGCCAUUGACGAUAAACACGACGUUCUAUGAAGUGGCACAGCAGUCGCUGUCGCGGCAAGGCACACGUGCGGCGGGGUCCACAGAGGCGUCAUCAACAGGAACAGCGGCGGCGAAGGCGAGGGCGGAUGACUGCCAGCAGCAGGGGGAGCCGGAUGUAUUGACCUUUACGAGCGGUGACGACGGGGCGGUACCGCGUCCGCCCAUGGAUGCGGACAAUGACGACGACGAUGACAAUGAAGACGACGAUGCGAAAUCUAGGCGAAGUGCUGCCGAUGCCCGUCGCGCAAUUGAAGAUGCGAUGGAUGAGAAGGGUAGAAUAGCCAUUGAGAAGGCGCCCCUCGGGCCGUGGGACGAGUCCGACAUUGUUGCUGAGCGUCGACGGUAG
This is a messenger RNA of Trypanosoma grayi, 2739 nucleotides long. RefSeq names its product leucine-rich repeat protein. The coding region runs from base 1 to 2739 and encodes 912 amino acids. Lineage: Eukaryota; Euglenozoa; Kinetoplastea; Trypanosomatida; Trypanosomatidae. The transcript has a single exon. The record is from RefSeq and is a predicted model, not a curated record.